AUGAUCAAAGGUGGAGCUUUCUCUCCUGAAUCAUUGCAAGCUGGUAGAACUGAAACAUUUUCUUUACCAGAAGAACUAGUUGUUCUAUUGUUGUUACAGAUAAAAAUGAAUAGCAAUGGCCAUGUUUUACCUGGCACACCCAUUGCUAUUGAUACCUGGAAUGUUAAAGCCAAUCCCCAAGCUCGAAUAUUUUUCCUAUCACAUUUUCAUGGGGAUCACAUUGUUGGACUUACAAAUUCAUGGCCUUAUCCAAUAUAUGCUUCACCAGUCACAUGCAAAUUUUUGAUUCAUAAACUAAAGAUUAAUCCAUCACUGGUAAAAAGUUUGGAAAUUGGACAAGAUCAUCUCAUUCCUUUAGAUUUAGAAGGUCAAGAAAUGGUUACAGUUACUCUGUUUGAUGCAAAUCAUUGUCCAGGAUCUGUAAUGUUUCUCUUCAGCAGCUAUUUCGGAGACAUACUGUACACUGCCGACUUCCGAUACAAGCCUGAGAUCUUCGAUGGCUUUGAAUUGCCGCCCAUAGAUGUAUUAUAUUUGGAUAAUACCUAUUGCUCACCUAAAUGUGUGUUUCCAUCCAGAGAAGAUGCAACUGAAAAAAUUCUAUCUCAAGUACAUGUCUGUCUCGUGCAGAGUGACCGUAUUUUUUUAGGAUUAGAUAAUUUAGGCAAAGAAGAUUUAUUGCUGCAGAUAGCCAAAGAAACCCAUUCUAAAAUUUGUAUCAAGUCCAAUAGGAAAGAAUUGAUGGAGAUCAUGGGAUUAUCCGACAUCAUCACAGAGGAUGAAUCAAGUACAAAAGUAUUUGUGGUAGCUACAAAUCAAAUAAGUGGGAAAAACAUCACACUCUGGAAUCAGCAGAAAAAGACUCAUGCUAUUCUUGCCACAGCAAGAUACUGUGGAUAUAAUUUCCAACCGUUUGCCAAGUUUUCUGAAGUUCACGUGGUGCCAUUUUCUAAUCAUUCUUCGUACAUCGAACUAAAGAAAUUUGUGCAGUUAGUCAAUCCUGUGACUAUAGUCCCUAUCAUCGGGAAGCAAGCCAAAGGCAUCUUUGGUACCGACAUAUCUGAGAGAGCUGAUAUGAGUGUGUUUCAGCAGUUCUUAAGGAAUGCGAUUCUUCCAGAACGUCUUAUUCCAGAAUCUGUGAAGAGGGCCAUGAAUGCGUACGAAAUGAACAUUACUUCUUCCCUUCCUCUCAAGAAACGCAAAAUUGCCAGAAAAGCUGCUCGACCAUGGCAACGUUCGCAACCAGUCGGCAUUCGUUACAUUGUGAGCGAAGAUUCCGAGACGGAUUCAGAUCCAGAUGCCGUGCACAUUUUGCCCAAGAAAGUUGCAUGCAGUGUUCCGACAGAUAGUGAUUCGGAUCUUUAUACAUUGCAUAUUUUCCCUCGAAAUAUGGCAUGCGUCCCAAAUCAAAAGAUUGAGCUUAGUUCUGAAAAUGAGUCGGAUGACUCAAAUAGUGUUUGGGAAAUAACAUCUGUAUCUGGAAAAGGUGUGGUAGAAACAUUUUUCAUAAAAUAA
Molecule: messenger RNA, 1512 nt
Organism: Uloborus diversus
Lineage: Eukaryota; Metazoa; Arthropoda; Arachnida; Araneae; Uloboridae
Product: 5' exonuclease Apollo-like
Exons: 3
Coding region: 1-1512 (503 amino acids)
Biological process (GO): interstrand cross-link repair; double-strand break repair via nonhomologous end joining; protection from non-homologous end joining at telomere
Molecular function (GO): 5'-3' DNA exonuclease activity; damaged DNA binding
Source: RefSeq, a predicted model, not a curated record